Cryptomeria japonica (Japanese cedar) is the source of this 1083-nucleotide messenger RNA. RefSeq lists its product as uncharacterized. The record is from RefSeq and is a predicted model, not a curated record. Bases 1 to 1083 code for a protein of 360 amino acids. The transcript is spliced from 4 exons. NCBI's taxonomy places the organism in Eukaryota, Viridiplantae, Streptophyta, Pinopsida, Cupressales, Cupressaceae.
AUGGGACACAUAAGGCCGAGUAAAUCUCCUUUCACUUUAUCAAUUGUUUUGGUGAAGAAGAAAUAUGGUACACUCAGAAUGUGCAUUGAUUACCGUAUGUUGAAUAAAAAGACUAUAAAGAACAGGGAGUCUUUCUACGCCAAAGAGUCCAAGUGUGCAUUGGGAAUGGCAAAACUUUUGUAUUUGGGUCAUAUAAUCAGCAAAGAGGGAGUUCGCAUGCAUCCUGAUAAGUUUUGGCUUUACCCAAUUUCACCAAACCUUUUUGAGCUUCAUUGUGACGCAUGUGGAGAGGGUAUUGGUGCAGUAAUUAUGCAGGAUCGUCACCCUAUAGCUUAUGGGAGCAGGAAGCUUCGAGGUCCGGAGAGGAGCUAUAGUAUUUAUGAUAAAGAAAUGUUGGCCAUCAUGCAUGCAAUGACCAAGUUCAGGCAAUAUUUAGUUGGCAACAAGUUUUGUGUCAAAACUGAUCAUAAUAGUUUGAAGCAUUUUCUUGGACAGCGGGAUCUAAAUGAGCGUCAACAAAAGUGGGUCAACAAGUUACAGUCUUAUGAUUUUGACAUCUCCUAUGUCAAAGGGACUCAGAACAUUGUUGUUGAUGCUUUAUCUCGCUGCCCCCGAUUGAGCUCCAUGGCAACUAUGUACGAAGAUUGGAAACACUUGAUUAUAGAAAAAUAUGCCAAGAAUCUAUGGGCAUCUAGUAUUGUUGAUGGAACAGUAAAGGACAACAGGAUUUCCAGGCGAGUUGGCCAGGUGGCUUAUGAGUUAGAUUUACCGACUGAUAGUAAAGUUCAUAAUGUGUUCCAUGUGUCAUGCCUUAAGAAGGCAUUGAGACAACAAAUAGUUCCUUCUGCAGUUCCACCACCCUUAGAUCAUGAGGGGAAGUUAAUGCUAGUACCUGAGGCCAUUCUGGAGUUCAGAGAGCGUCAUUUGCAGAGAAGUGUCAUCAGGGAAUUUUUUAUUAAAUGGAAGGAUCUGUCGAUAAAGGAUGCUACUUGGGAGUGUGAUAGCAUUUUACAACAUCCAGCAUUGAGUGUGCUUGAGGACAAGCAAAUUUUGGGAGGGUGGAAUGUAAUGUCCCCAUCCUAG